Eublepharis macularius is the source of this 2047-nucleotide messenger RNA. RefSeq names its product olfactory receptor 51A7-like. Gene Ontology annotation, biological process: G protein-coupled receptor signaling pathway. Gene Ontology annotation, molecular function: olfactory receptor activity; G protein-coupled receptor activity. Bases 36 to 992 code for a protein of 318 amino acids. NCBI's taxonomy places the organism in Eukaryota, Metazoa, Chordata, Lepidosauria, Squamata, Eublepharidae. Gene Ontology annotation, cellular component: membrane. The transcript has a single exon. The record is from RefSeq and is a predicted model, not a curated record.
UGGCACAAGGACCUCCGUGAGCUCCCCCGCCAACGAUGCACAACGUUACCGCCUCCCCUGGACUCAUUUUCCUCCUGAUGGGGUUCCCCGGGCUGGAGUCGGCCCCCUACUGGCUGGCCCUCCCGGUCUGCACCACGUACUUGUUGUCAGCGCUGGGGAACGGGACAGUCCUCUUCGUUGUCCUCACAGAGAAGAGCCUCCAUGCUCCCAUGUACUUCUUCCUCUGCAUGCUGGCCGUCUGUGACCUGGGCUUGUCCACAGCCCUCUUACCUACAAUGCUCCGUGUCUUCCUGUUUGGAUCCCAGGAGGUCACUGGGGACGCCUGCCUGGCCCAGCUCUUCUUCAUCCACUCCUUCUCCAUCAUGGAGUCCUCGGUGCUCCUGGCCAUGGCCUUUGACCGCUUUGUGGCCAUCUGCAACCCUCUGAGGUACGCCUCCAUCCUGACCAGCUCCAGGGUGGCCUACUCUGGCUUGGCGAUAGCCCUCCGGGGUGUGGCCUUGCACGUGCCUAUCCCCUUCCUGCUUAAGAGGCUAACCUUCUGCCGGACUAACCUCCUUUCCCACUCAUACUGCCUUCAUCCAGAUGUGAUGAAGCUGGCCUGCCACAAGUCCCGCAGGGAUGGCAUCUACGGCCUCUUUGUGGUCUUCUCCACCAUGGGUCUCGACCCGGUGCUCAUCAUCUUGUCUUACGUCUGGAUCUUGAAGACCAUUCUGGGCAUCACCUCCGUGGAAGAACGCCGCAAGGCGCUCCACACCUGUGCCAGCCACAUCUCAGUGGUCUUGCUCUUCUACACCCCCAUGCUGGCCUUGUCCUUAAUUAGCCGCCUCACCGUCCGCUCCCCUCCCUUCCUCCACGUCCUGCUAUCCUACCUCCACUUCCUGGCUCCACCCUUGUUGAACCCCGUGUUGUACUGCGUCAAGAUGAAGGAAGUACGCAAGAGAAUCACCAUGAAGUUCCACUGGACUCGAAGGGUCACUUCAGAUCGAGGCUGAAGGCCACUUUCUCUGCUACUGGAUCAGAACCCAAGAGUCCUUCUGGCAUUGCCUGGGAAAAGGGGCUCAGGUUGGACUUCUGGGGGCUGCUAAGAUUUUCAUGCUCUGCUCACAUCAUUGUCCCUGCCCCACAGCUGUGAAAGUCAGAAUUAGUGAUGCAAAAUAGGCACAGUAUAUGUUCUCAUACCUUGACGUGGUUUUCUUGGCUUACCUUGUCCAUGUCCAGAAUCACAAAACUGAUUGGGGCAGCUAACUAGUAGAACCAAACAUCUGUGGGGGGAUAUCAAUGUGUGUGUUUUUAUGGCUGACUCCUGGUCUCUGCAGGUCUCUCUGUUAUUUCUCCCUAUAAUAAUAACAUUCGAUCCAUAUAGCACCCUUCAGGACAACUUAACACCUACUCAGAGUGGUUCACAAAGUGUGUUAUGAUUAUCCUCCCAACAACCACCUUGUGAGGUGGGUGGGGCUGAGAGAGCUCUGAGAGAGCUGUGACUGACCCAAGGGCACCCAGCUGGCUACAAGUGGAGGAGUGGGGGAUCAAACCCGGCUGUCCAGAUUAGAGUCCUGCCGCUCUUAACCACUGCACCAAACUAGCUCUUGCAAGGAGGGCUCCGAGGAGCAAGCCGUGUGACUUUCUCGAGGUUGCAAAGUCUCACAUACGGCAGGACUCUCUCUCUGGAUGCACUCUUCCUCUGCAACCCAUCUGCUCACGGGAGCAAAGCCCUCUGAAGGCGCCAUCCUCCGAACGGACAAGAGUGGCAGCUGCCCGUACUGGAGCAUUCUCGAUUGUGGAACGACCUGCCUGAGGAGGCCCGGAGGACCCCUGUGCUUCCAUCGUUGUACAGAACAUGUAAAAUGGAACACUUCAGGAGGGCAUUCGUAUACAGGGAAUACAGUUGGGGUUAAUACCUGCGGAACAUAAAGCAGUCUUCCUUAUGCACAUUAUAUUUUGUGUGCAUUGCUCUUUAACAAUAGAUAAUGUAAUGUAUAUAAUAUAAUGUUUUCACUGCAUGGGUUUCAGUCCUGUAAUCUUGUUGAUAUGACAGUAUGUUUUCAGU